UGUUGACGAGUUUCAACAUGGCGAAGGGCAUCAAGUCCACUUCUAACAACUAAACAAUAGUAGAAUACUAUGGCUGGAGUUGACGAGGCAGUUCUCAUCGGACUGUGUGAUGGGGCAAUCGAUUCAAAGCGAUAUCCGAUGUCUUACUUGACGAACAAAAUUGGCGACCAACCGGACAAGCUUCCAGUGAUAUCAUGGCAACAUCCACGCUGUGGUCUAUGCAGCGCGGUCAUGGCCCAUGUGGUGCAGGUGUACUGCCCCCUAGCGGCGUCUCCCUACCACCGCACCCUGAAUGUGUUCGCCUGCCCCGGGCCACAGUGCAGCGGACAACCAGAGAGCUGGAGGGUUCUGCGUUCUCAGUGUCUGGAAUCAGAGGUCAGAACCAACCCUGUUGUCCAACCUCCAGGCCACGCCCCAGUUAAAGAGGUUCCCAUGACAACCACAUACUGGUGUGAUGGGACUGAUGACUGGGGUGAGGAAGAGGACAAGCAGGAGGGGGGAGAUGGAUGGGACAAGACCCAGAACCAAGCUCAUAUGGGGGGAGAGGACUCUGAGAUCAUCUUACUCACCGGGACCUCCUCUGAGCUGGAUGUGAGUGGCAAGUUUCAGGGUCUCAGUUUGGAAGGAGGAGAAAAGGUGUUGGAGGAGGAAGGGGAGGUCCCGGGUAACAUCCCUACCUACAGACCUUUCUACAUCAGUGUGGUGGAUGAGACUGACCUGGGUGGUCAGUCAGACCUGGAGCACGCUGAGACUCUGCUGAGGGAGUACGAGCAGAGAGAGGGAGUCGGGAAGAUCGGGAGCUCUGAGGGGGGAGGAGGGGAGGAGAGGUACGAGAAGGACAACCCCAGACAUGGAGACGCAGUGUUCUCCCGCUUCAUGAAGAGGAUCUCUGUGUGUCCGGAGCAGGUGUUACGGUACAGCUGGCACGGGUCUCCUCUCUUCUUGUCUGACCCCCCCUCGGACCCGCCUUGGAUUAAACCCGGCUGCUGUCACUGUGGAGGAAUCCGGGUGUUUGAGUUCCAGCUGAUGCCUGCUCUGGUCAGCCUGCUACAGAGGACAGACACUGGGUCAAGGUCGGCGGUAGAGAUGGGGGAUGUAGAGAUGAAUACGGGGCUGGAGUUUGGUACUGUGAUGGUGUUUACUUGUAGAAACAGCUGUUGGUCGUCAGGUUCAACCUCGCCUGUGGAAGAGGUCAUCUAUCUACAGGCAGAUCCAGACCAGAAUCUCUUCAAAUAACUGACACACGUUUUACAUACACAGUUUUUUUAUGCGAGUAAAGUAAUCAUUUUUCCCCGUUAAGACAUGGUGGGAUGUUUUUGUGUCAAAUUAAAUAUGCUAGAAAUACCUUUUUUUAAUGCGCAAAUAUUGGUAUAAUAACGAAGUAAAGUUAGGAGUCGUGAUGAUAUGGUGUGUGGAUUCUCCCACCACGACGCGGGGAAAGCAUUUAUUAGGCUACAGAUGAAAUAAGUUAUGGGGAGGGUGAAAGUGCACAGUGAUGAGCUUAAUGCUCCUUUCCGAUAAAUAUCAAGGGUCUGAUUCUGAUGACAUGAUGAUUAAUGUUUAUAGCCCUUCUUCACCUGCUUGCUGUUUGGGGUUUUAGGAUGGGACAAGACCCAGAACCAAGCUCAUAUGGGGGGGAGAGGACCCUGAGAUCCUCUUACUCACCGGGACCUCCUCUGAGCUGGAUGUGAGUGGCAAGCUUCAGGGUCUCAGUUUGGGCAGCACUUUGAGAUAUCAGCCGAUAUAAGAAGGACUAUAUAAAUACACAUUUGAUUUGAUUUGAUGACUGCUGUUUGACAAAUACAAAUAUUAUCACUCUUAUCCAUUAUAAUCUCAUCAUGUAGAGUAGCCUACCUGCACUGAGCUGUUGGCUAGAGAGCAGGUGCCAAGAUCAGAGAAGGCCCAUGUGCUAUUUAACGCAACAGUUUUUGUGAUAAAAACUAUCAGUAGAGUGUAAAAUGCGUUGGAAACACAUUGAACUUUACAUUUUGAUUCGGUAUAUGAAAUUGCUCUGCCAUUUCCUGGUUGCAGAAAAUUAUACUAGUUUGUCUCAUUUCAGUUUGUGACAAGCAAGUAUAGUGUGGAGAAUCAUUGUACCAUCUAAACCACUGUGAAAUAUAUUUCCCAUAACCCAAAAUAUUGUAUUUUCAGCUAUCUGAAGCUGGUGUACAAAACCGAAAGUAAAAGACGCAAAAAUGAAACUUAGGUAUGUGAAGCAUAGAAAUAACACACAUAGAACAUAUCUACCGCUUCUUAGACUGACUUCCAAUGAGAGUGAGAGAUCUACAACUCACAUUUCUAUGUGAAUUUGGUUGGAUCACCCAAAAAGUUACAUAUUGCAGCUUUAAGCGAGAAACAUUUCUUUUUUUGUGUUCAGUACGUCAUCACGUUUGGAUUUUUAUCCGCACCAAGUCCGUUUGGCGGGAAAAUGCACAUAUUUUCUUCAUGCUGAUUUUUGAAUAUUCACAUGAACAAUGUGGCCUAUUGGAUAGAAUAACUUUGUAAUGAAAGAAUAAAGAUGUUUCUUGCUUUGUUUUGGAAAGAAUAAAUAAUUCAGAAAGUUAAA
Salvelinus namaycush (lake trout) is the source of this 2566-nucleotide messenger RNA. RefSeq names its product programmed cell death 2-like (gene pdcd2l). The coding region runs from base 70 to 1236 and encodes 388 amino acids. The record is from RefSeq and is a predicted model, not a curated record. The transcript has a single exon. Gene Ontology annotation, cellular component: cytoplasm. Lineage: Eukaryota; Metazoa; Chordata; Actinopteri; Salmoniformes; Salmonidae.